AUGAUCGGUGUUACUACAACGGCAAUUUACGAUUGGGCAAAUGAUCCUUCAGGAAAGCCUUCAAAUCUUGCAUUUUCACCUGGAGCUUUCACCAGUUUGCCAAAUAAAUUGAAUUUUUUGGAACGCCUGCAGAAUGUUUUGCAAAAAAAGUACAUGGAUGAGUAUUUCGGACCAGGAUAUCUGAGCAUUUAUGAAAUAUCAACGGAAUUUUCUUUGGUAUUUGUGAAUUCGCAUUAUAGUGUAAAUGGAAUAAAACCAUUUAUUCCGGGGAUUUUGGAAGCUGAUUGUUUACACGUAGAAGAUAAAAAAGAAGAUUUGGUACUGAGAAAAGAAGACGAUGAGAACAAUAAUUCAUUAACGUAA
This is a messenger RNA of Belonocnema kinseyi, 363 nucleotides long. RefSeq lists its product as uncharacterized. The transcript has 3 exons. Bases 1 to 363 code for a protein of 120 amino acids. The record is from RefSeq and is a predicted model, not a curated record. NCBI's taxonomy places the organism in Eukaryota, Metazoa, Arthropoda, Insecta, Hymenoptera, Cynipidae.